CGCACACACGAGGCCGGUGGCGCAUUAUGAGAACACACCUUUUCGAGACUCAACCAGGACAGGACUCAGUCGGCUUGUCUUCCUUUCAAACUUGAAAGAUAGCAUUCGUUAAGCCUAGGAAGCUACGACUUGACCAAGUAGACUAAAUCUCCUUGUGUUGAUUGACGGUUUGUUCGACGCCGGUUCCGGAGCGGAAGCACGCAUAAGGUGCGGAGCAGUAGCUGACUGUCCCCGCCGGCGACACGAGGAGGGCACCUAGUACCUGUCUAAACCUCGAAUAUUCACUUACACUUGACAACAUCUGAGGCAGGACGAACUUUCAACCUCUCCUGGAAUCACCACCAUGGGUCCCAGCAUCAGGUUAUCCACCCUGCUCCUCCUCCUCUGCGCUAUUUCACUCAUCUUUCUUCUGGUUGAUGCCAGGAAGAGGAAGAAGAGGAGAAAGAACCCAACGUGCUACGAACUGACCAUCCCAAACACAAUCCGGACUGGCUGUGCACCACCCUAUGUCAAGGGAGAGAUCUGUUAUUUUAGUUGUAAGCCCGGAUGCAGGACGGGUAAGGGGGCCGCUAGAAGGAAGUGCAAGGUCAGGCCAGCUCGAUGGGCUGGAGGAAAAGGAUUAAAGUGCAAUUGCCCAAGCCCCUGUACAGACUCCCCGCCAGACGUACCAAACACGAGCGAUAAUAAGAACUGCACGCCAACCACGUAUCCCUACCGAUCAGGAACUAUCUGCUACUACCACUGUAUCCCCGGGUACGUCGAUGUCUGGGGACAGGACUUUAAGCGAUGUGUGGAUGGACGGUGGAUAGGAAGUGAUCUCGUUUGUGACAGAGACGACUGUGCUGCUGUGGUCUGUCAAAAUGGCGGAACUUGCCACGACGGCGAAGACAGCUACACUUGUGAAUGUGCUGUUGGCUAUGAAGGAGAUCAUUGUGAAAGAGAUAUCGACGACUGUUCUUCUGUGAUUUGUCACAAUGGCGGAAUUUGCAUUGAUGGAGUCAACAGCUACAGAUGUCAUUGUGCUCCUGGCUAUGAAGGAGACCGUUGUGAAAUAAACAUCGACGACUGUUCUUCUGUAAUAUGUCAAAAUGGCGGAAUUUGCAUUGAUGGCGUCAACAGCUACAGGUGUCACUGUGCUCCUGGCUAUGAAGGAGAUCAUUGUGAAACAAACAUCGACGACUGUUAUUCUGGGAUAUGUCAAAAUGGCGGAACUUGCAUUGAUGACGUCAACAGCUACAGAUGUGAUUGCGCUUCUGGCUAUGAAGGAGAUCAUUGUCAGACAAACAUCGACGACUGCUCUUCUGUGAUCUGUCAAAAUGGUGGAAUUUGCAUUGAUGGAGUCAACAGCUACAGAUGUCAUUGUGCUCCUGGCUAUGAAGGAGAUCAUUGUGAAACAAGCAACGACCUCUGUUCUUCUGUCAUCUGUCAAAAUGGCGGUACUUGCAUUGACCAUGUCUUCAGAUAUAUCUGCAAUUGUGCUCUUGGCUUUGAAGGAGAUCACUGUGAAACAAACAUUGACGACUGUUCUCCUGGUAUUUGUCAGAAUGGUGGGAUUUGCAUUGACGGCGUCAACAGCUACAGCUGUAGAUGUACUCAUGGUUAUAGAGGAGACCAUUGUGAAUUACGCCCGGGACGCCCCUGUACACGCUCCCCGCCAGACGUACCAAAUACGAGCGAUGAUAAGACCUGCACGUCAACAAGGUUUCCCUACAGCGCGGGAACAAUCUGCUACUACCAAUGCAAUCCAGGCUAUGUCAACGUCAGUGGACAGGACUUUAAGGAAUGUGAAGAUGGACAAUGGAUGGGUGUUGAUCUUGUUUGCGACAUCGACGACUGUUCUUCUGUGAUAUGUGAAAAUGGCGGAACUUGUAUUGACGGCGUCGACACUUACAGCUGUGAUUGUGCUCCUGGCUAUUUCGGAGAUCAUUGUGAAAUAGUUGAUGGCGGCUGGUCUGACUGGAGCGCAUGGUACAGGGACUACUGUGCUUCUGUAAUAUUUCAAAUUGAGGGCACUUCUAUUGACGGCUCCAACAGCGAAAUCCACGACGCCAGCCAGUCCAGAUUGCAGCGACUUGAGCGAACACUGUCCGUACUGGGCGAGUAUUGGCGAAUGUGA
Branchiostoma floridae (Florida lancelet) is the source of this 2116-nucleotide messenger RNA. Its product is annotated as fibropellin-1-like. Bases 344 to 2116 code for a protein of 590 amino acids. The record is from RefSeq and is a predicted model, not a curated record. Gene Ontology annotation, molecular function: calcium ion binding; Notch binding. The transcript has 17 exons. Gene Ontology annotation, biological process: Notch signaling pathway. Lineage: Eukaryota; Metazoa; Chordata; Leptocardii; Amphioxiformes; Branchiostomatidae.